Messenger RNA from Micromonas commoda, 1989 nucleotides. RefSeq lists its product with no specific name. Bases 1 to 1989 code for a protein of 662 amino acids. NCBI's taxonomy places the organism in Eukaryota, Viridiplantae, Chlorophyta, Mamiellophyceae, Mamiellales, Mamiellaceae. The transcript has a single exon. The record is from RefSeq and is a predicted model, not a curated record.
AUGACGCGCGGCAAAAGCCCGCGCACGCACAGCAUGUACGGCUCCGCUCAGGUCGCGGGCAGCCGCCGGGAGCGCGCGCAGACGUCGCGCAGCGACCCGGCGAGGGACAUGGCCCGGGUCACCGAGGCUGCCAUGGCCCAGUCACCGCACCAGGCGGUGCAGAACCUCAUCCGCGCCACGCCCGCCAAGUCGGCCAAGAAGAAGCGCCAGAGCGUCGCGUUCGCCACCGCCGUGGACGGCGCUUCCGGGACCGACGACCCCUUCUCAACCUCUCCGAAGGCCAUCGCCAGUACCUCCGCGGCGGCGGACAUCAUCGCGGCUCAAGCCCGCAGGUUCGCCGCGGAGAGGGCCGCGGGACUCGUCGAGGAGCCCGGAGACGCAAUCUCGUCCGCGAUGUGGAGCUCCGCCAAGGGCGCCACCGAGGCGGUCGCCGCCGCGGUCGCGAACACCUCCAGGGAAAACGCCGCGCACCUCGUCUCCAGGGCGGCGUCCGCGCACGCCGAGCACGCCGCCGACGUCGCCGCCGCGGCCGCCGCGCACGCGUCCGCCGCCGCGGCCGCCGCGCGCGACGAUCCCUCCCCGGAGACGGAGGCUGAGGCGCAAACCGCCGCCGCGAUCGCGCGAGAAGCCGCGGAGAUGGCCACGCGCGCCGCGGCUAAGGCGACGUCCGCGGCCACGCGCGCGUCCGCUGACGACGUCAACAGGCGCAUCGCCGCCGCGCGGGACGCCAUGCGAGGCGCCGACGGCUUCGACGUCGCCGCGGAGACGGAGCGGCUUCGUCGAUCACAGCUGGCGGCGACACAGCUGGCGGCGCGCGACGAGGGCCUGCUGCCGCCCACGCCCCCGCCCCGCACGAGGCACACGAUCAUGUCCGAGGUGUACCAGAGCGCGGCGAGCGGUUUGGGAGGUGGUGCGGGAGGCGGUGGAGGAGGCGCACAGCUGUCAAGGGCGACGGAGCCUUCGUCGCCGUCCGUCGGGAGGCUCCCGGCCACCCCGGCGCACGCUUAUACACGCUCCCCCUCGAGGGUGGACGCCGUCGCCGUCGCUCGCGAACGUCGGGUUGGAUCGGCGGCGGUCAAGGUCAAGACGCCGGGGAAGCUCGGCAUCUCCGGCGCGGCCGCGAGGGUACCGGCGCGAGCGAUGACGCGCGAGGCUGCCGGCGCGUACGAUUUGGCCGAGGCGAGGCGUAAGCUCUCAAAGCUCUCAAAGGAGGCUCCCUCGCCGGCGAUGAGGUUCAAGGCGAGGCCGGCGCCCUCGUACACGAAGCCGCGGCGGCCAGACUCCGCGUCCGCCGCGCGCGUCGCGAGCCUGCGGGAGAACGCCCCCGCGGUCAAGAAACGCGAUCCGCUGUCGUUUGACUCGAUGGCGGAUUCCGCGCUGGAUCGCCGGCACAGCAGGUUCGAGGCUAACAUGGUUGAGCGGGAGCGCCGCAUCAUGAAUCAGAUGAUCCACUACAACGACGACAAGUCGGAGGCGGGGACGCCGAAGAAAGAUGUCAAGAUGCACCCGUGGGUGGGUAAGAGCCCGGAGAAGAAGGCGUCAGAGUCUCCGGGAGCGCACGCCGUGGGUCUCCUGGGCGUUCACAUGCCGCGACCCACCAAAAAGAGCAUCGCAAUCGCCGAAGCGGCUCGCCAGCGCCGAAUCGAUCGCGAGGUGGCGGAGGCCAUGGCCGCGACGGAGAAGCAGUACGGCAGCCCCGUCGAGCGUCGGGGUAACCCGUACCUCGCGCGUUCGCCCGGCGUGGCGCUGACCAAGACGGCAGCCUCGGCGCCCGGCUCGGCGAGGAGGCUGAUGGCGGACACGAGCGACGCGCGAAUUCGGUUGGAAAAGAGUUACGCCGAGGGUCGUUUGAACGCGGCGAGGGCGCUCCUGGCGGAACUGGAGACUGAGAGGAAGGGGACGUCGGCGCCGGAUGUGGCCGACGACGACGUUUGGGCGCUGGACGCGAGGAGCAGGGGCGCGGUGGCGGCGUUGAGGGGGCGACUUUGA